UCAGAUCGUGCUAGGUCUUCAGUUCCAACAACGAGCGAAUCAUAAACGGAUGUUUAAUUCCACGGAUUUUACUUUUCCCUGUUAAAUUCAAAACUUACGAUUGCAAAUAUUCAAAUUGAAUUGAUUUCUCAGUAGCAUUAAACAAAUAAACGAAUCUCGAAUAGUUUAGGUUUUGGUUUUUUAUAAUAAGAAGAAGUGCUUUUUGCAGCAAACAGUCGUAGUUGUGUCCAAAUUCUGAGUAUCAAAAUGUACAUCUCCACACGAACCUACAAAUUCAUUGUGAUGUCUAUAAAUGUGAUUUGUGCGAUUCUAGGUUCACUUCUAAUAUGGUUCGGUGCUUGGCUAUAUCAAAGCGUGGAGGAUGCCAAAUUCGACCAUGGAGAAGAAUUGGCCUCUAUUGUAAUAAUGACGCUGGGUGCGGUGCUCAUAUGUACAGCUAUCUAUGGAUCAGUUGUUACCGUACUGGGUCACAUCAACAUGUUGAUUGGUUACGCAGUUGUAUUGAUUGUUUUACUAGUCAUACAAAUAAUUUUGGUAAGCAUCAGCUAUACUGCGUUAAACAAUGGCGUUUCCGAGAAACUUCAACAAGGCUUUGACGAGCUCUGGGAUCCGUUACACCGUGGACCAAGCGCUGCCUUGUCUUUCUAUGAGGAAUGGCUACAAUGUUGCGGUAGGAAUAGUCCCGAAGACUAUUACCUUCUCGAUAAAUUUCCUACCAACAGUUGCUGCAAAGACCACAACUGCAUCAAGAUCUUCAAUUUGUACAAGGAUGGUUGUGAGGACAAGUUUCGUGACUAUGUCAAAGUCAAGGUCUAUAAUUUCAAUCUACUCAGUUGGGUGAUCAUAGUGACAGAGUUUGUUGGCUCCAUAUUUGCUUGUCUCUUGAUAGACAGCAUACGAAAUUAUAGGGACCUGCAGCGUUUCUAUAGUUGAAACUCGUAGUAAAUCUUAGAAAUAUUUCCGUUUAUUAGAUACGAUAGCUCAUAGAAAAUUUCGAGCCAUGCUUAAGAAUAAUAAAUUUUUUAUUAUAUAAUAAAGUUAUUUGAUUACAUACCAGCGCUUACAAGCUUAAGAAAGAUUUAGAUUAGUUGAAUGUCAUGGAUACACCCGUUUAUUAUCAUCAUCGAUUUGGCAUUAGCUGGCUCAAAAUACGGGCAUGUUUUCAAAACCAGUUAAAAAUACGUUUUUGUGUUUUUAUGAAUGAAUCGAACGAAGUAUUGUACACCGAAAAAAAUAAGCCUCGUUUUAAGUAUUUUUGUUUUUAAUUUAAUAAAUUCAAAGCCUUGUCUGUAACUAUACAAAAUAGUUGAUGAAAUGAA
Stomoxys calcitrans (stable fly) is the source of this 1319-nucleotide messenger RNA. RefSeq names its product 23 kDa integral membrane protein. Gene Ontology annotation, cellular component: membrane. The transcript is spliced from 5 exons. The record is from RefSeq and is a predicted model, not a curated record. NCBI's taxonomy places the organism in Eukaryota, Metazoa, Arthropoda, Insecta, Diptera, Muscidae. The coding region runs from base 247 to 933 and encodes 228 amino acids.